Messenger RNA from Lindgomyces ingoldianus, 543 nucleotides. RefSeq lists its product as uncharacterized. The transcript has 2 exons. Lineage: Eukaryota; Fungi; Ascomycota; Dothideomycetes; Pleosporales; Lindgomycetaceae. The record is from RefSeq and is a predicted model, not a curated record. The annotation marks the transcript as partial.
CGAGCCUACAACAUCACGCCAACCAUGGACUCCAACCUCUUCCUCACAGCCGCCACCCGCUGGAUCGGUGACGUAGUAUUUGACGGUCCAAAUCACGCCUUAGCCCAACACCUAACCAAACACACCGACAAGAGAGUAUACCGGUACAUCUUUGACAUUCGGAACCCAUUUCCCGGCCAACCCUUCUACCAACUCGCACAUCACUGGGUGGAUGUAUACUUUGUUUUCCGCACCUUUCAAUUUCGAUACCCCACCGAAGCAUUGAAACAGAUUUCUGACCAGCAUGCACGAUUGUGGGUGACGUUUGCAAAUGGGAAGGCGCCUUGGAAGGAGUAUCGGGUUACGGAAGGAAAUAGCAGGGAGGUGGUCAUGGUGGCAGAUGAGAGAGACGGGUGGGUGGAGAGAAGUGUGGCUGAGAAUGAGAGGCUAAAUGAAUGGAGUUGGAAGAGGUGUGAAAAGCUGUGGGAAUCCUGGGGUGCGCAGAACGGGAGUUGGUUCCUACCGUUGAAGAUAAAGCCAUUGGAGGGAAGGAAGCUAGUGUGA